AUAUUAAUGAUAAGGUUUUCUUGAAAACCAUCACACGUCUCAAAUCGGUAACCUAACAACUUGCUAUGAUUGAGGAGUUGAAGUAAACAUCCGCGGCGGCAGCCGGGAAUCAAGAAACUUCGUGCUCCCAAAGAGCCCUACUCAGAGGUAGCUCCGCCCGCCCUUGCCACAAGCUCCCACCUGAUUGGCCAUAACAACGUUUACAGCACACGUGCCUUCUCUCCUUUGAAGUUUAAGCCCUUGUCUUUCUAGUGAAAUUGCCAGCGCAACCAGUUCCGGUCUUUUCUAACCCCAAUUUCUUAUUCAAUUAUUAUUAUCAAUCCUAUUAUCUUCCACAAAUCCUACACGUGUCGCGACGUGUACCUGGUGAACCCGCCCCUGGUUAAGGUUCGUGAACCAGGGUUAGCACACUGGUUUCUACAAUGCCCUUGUUUAUUUAUGACUUUAUCAAACCUUACAGAACCCAGCCCAACUUGUCUUAACGUCGCUCAGAGGACAACCUCUGUUAUGUUUAUGCGGGAAACAUAUAGUUGCUGCUUUCUUUCUUUGUUUUUGUCUUCCUUGGCUGGAAAUUGAUUUUUUGCUCUCUACGGCAUAAUCCAAAUUCUUUCAAGAAACUGAUUUAUUAGAGUUAUAUUUGAUAGAUAUAUCAAUAUUUAUUUGUUUCUGUGGGGUACGUGUUGUCGGACAAAACAAAGAUGGGGCUGUCCAAUUUCCCUAGUGCAACUGAGGGGGUACUUCCAGUGCUAGUAAUGAACACAGUUCUGUCGGUGGCUUUGUUGAAAAACAUUGUGAGAUCUUUACUUCAAGUGGUGGGCGCUUCUGCUACUUCAAAUUUAGAUAUUGAGGACUCAAACGAGGACCCAGAAGAGAUGAGCAAAGCAAGGGAGAGACGGAUAUCUAUAACCCAGUUCAAGUCUUUGUGCCACAACAGGCACUCAUCAGCAUCAGCAUCAUAUGAAGAUUCAGCUCCUGCAGAUGGCGGUUAUGGCAGUAGCAGCAGCAGUCGGGGUGAUGGAUGGGUUAACAGCGUAGAGUGUUGUGUGUGCUUAUGUGGGUUUGAAGCGGAUGAGGAGGUGAGUGAGUUGUCUUGCAAACAUUUCUUUCACAAAGGAUGUCUAGAGAAAUGGUUUGGUAACAAGCAUAUUACAUGCCCGCUCUGUCGAUCUAUUCACUAGAAUGUAUGGAUGGAGCUUAAUUUACUAGUUAUUUAGAUAAGAAGAAUACUUGUUUUAUUGGUUUAUUUUAUUUUUCUCGAUAUCCCAUUUACUUUUUUUCUCCCUUCUUGCUUCAUUUUUGAGUUAAAAGAAAAAAAAAUAGCUAGGCUAAGGUUGUAUCGUGUAACAGUCUUUUCCUUUUGCUCUAUUCCAUGAGUGUUACAUGUACCACAAACAGUGGAGAAUAACAAAGAACGAAGGGAUUGAAGA
Molecule: messenger RNA, 1427 nt
Organism: Gossypium arboreum
Lineage: Eukaryota; Viridiplantae; Streptophyta; Magnoliopsida; Malvales; Malvaceae
Product: probable E3 ubiquitin-protein ligase XERICO
Exons: 1
Coding region: 699-1178 (159 amino acids)
Source: RefSeq, a predicted model, not a curated record